GUGUGAGAGAGAGGUGAAGGCUGUGUAUAUAUAUAUAUCACAGAUAGAAAAAAAUGUGCAAGGCCACGUUCAAAGUUUUGUUUUCUCACAAUUCUUUAUUCUUUCUAAUCUGUAUUGCUUGCCUUGCAGUUCAAUUCCAAGCUGGAAAUAUGCAACAAAAUCUUUGGUAGAAAUCUGGUCAGAUCUUGCCUUCAUUACAAAUCUCCUUUUUCCUUCCCAUUUUAUCCCCUUCCUUACCUCACACUACCAAAACAAAGUGAUACAAUUACACAGAACACAAAAAUAAGAGAACUUUGUAUUUUCUUGAAACCAAAAAAACAUCCUUCUUCUUUGGGAGUGAGGAAAAUGGGCAUGGCAGUAACAGAUGAUCAAUUUCAUGUUCUUGCUGUUGAUGACAGCGUUAUUGAUAGAAAACUGAUUGAGAGGCUUCUUAAGACAUCCUCUUUCCAAGUCACCACAGUUGAUUCUGGAAGCAAGGCUUUGGAAUUUCUUGGUUGGCAUGGAAAUGAGAUAAACAUGUUCAGUGAAGCCUCUAUUUCUCCAAAUAAUUAUCAGGAAGUGGAAGUGAAUCUUGUUAUUACAGACUAUUGUAUGCCUGGGAUGACAGGCUAUGAUUUGCUCAAGAAAAUAAAGGAAUCUGCAUUUUUGAGAGAUAUACCAGUAGUCAUCAUGUCCUCUGAAAAUGUCCCUUCAAGAAUAACCAGAUGUUUAGAAGAAGGGGCAGAGGAAUUUUUCCUGAAGCCAAUGAAAUUAUCAGAUGUGAAUAAAUUGAGGCCUCAUAUGAUGAGAACCAAAUUGAAGAAUGACAUUAUUGAAAAUGGAAAGCCAGAAAAUGAGGAAAAGCAAGAAAAUGAAAAGAUUAUUACAACAGGAGAAGCAGAUUCAGAGGUGCAGCAGUUUCAGACAGCACAAUCUUUGCAACAGCAGACGUCACAAAACAACAAUAACAACAACGACAACAACAAGAGGAAAUCUAUGGAAGAAGGGCUUUCACCAGACAGAACUAGGCCCAGAUACAGUGAUCUCACUGUGAUGUCCAAUUAAUAUUUCUUUUUCUUUUUCUUUUUUUUUAAAUUUCUAUAAUUAAGUUUUUUUUAAUUUGGCAUGAUGAAGAGAUAUGUAUGUAUGUACAGGGCUAAAGACAAACUAUUUGGGAAUCUUACUUGGGAAAAUUUUGGACCCAAUUUUUUGUAUUUACUAAUUUUAGUGUGGAAAGUGGGAAAAGACAGAAGAAAUAGUUGUGAUUGUGAAUCAAUAUGCUUUUUUGGAUGCUGAUU
Messenger RNA from Salvia splendens (bonfire salvia), 1277 nucleotides. RefSeq names its product two-component response regulator ORR9. The coding region runs from base 346 to 1044 and encodes 232 amino acids. Gene Ontology annotation, biological process: phosphorelay signal transduction system; cytokinin-activated signaling pathway. The record is from RefSeq and is a predicted model, not a curated record. NCBI's taxonomy places the organism in Eukaryota, Viridiplantae, Streptophyta, Magnoliopsida, Lamiales, Lamiaceae. The transcript has 5 exons.